UCUCCUCUAGAGGGCCCGAGUUUGUCUGCGGUCAUCAUCGAAUGAACCGGAAGCAGAACCUCCGGAGGUCAUCUCGUCUACGCUCAACAUGGCUGUGAAUCUUGCAGACCUGUCUCUGCCCCAGUUGGAGGGACUUAAAACCCAAUUGGACACGGAGAUUGAGUUCUUCACAUCAUCAAUAGGUCAGCUCAAAGUUGUCCAGACUAAAUUUGUGGAAGCCAAAGAAAGCUUGAAUGUUCUGAACAAAAACAAUCAAGGCAAAGAAUUACUGGUUCCGCUAACAAGCUCUAUGUACGUCCCUGGAACAUUAGAUGAUGUAGAUCAUGUUUUAGUGGAUGUGGGGACAGGUUACUAUAUCGAAAUGAGUGUGGACGAUUCAAAGCCUUUCUUCAAACGCAGAAUAGAUUUUAUAACAAAGCAGAUGGAGAAGAUACAGCCAGUUCUUCAGGAGAAACAUGCCGUCAGCCAGGCUGUGAUCGAGGUGAUGAAUGUGAAGAUCCAGCAGCUUCAACAAGGCCAGCAGUCUGCAGCCAAGAAGUCAUCAUGAGAAUGUCAACUUCAAAUUCUUCAUUUUGUUUGUUUGCAAAAAAAAAACUUCAUCAUGAAGACACAGUUCUAGAGAACAGAUGAGUUGUUUGAGAACACAAUGUCUUUGCAUGUUGGUGCCUCGAUCUGGUUGUAUGGCUCCAGUGUGUUAGGCCAAGAGUAGUAACAAAUCAUGCAAAUAAAUACACUUAUGUAGUAUUGUCACCAGAUUAUGUUCUUCAAACUCAGUUUGUGACUUAACUCCCCUGUGGGUCAGCAUUUUUAUUUAA
Molecule: messenger RNA, 815 nt
Organism: Synchiropus splendidus (mandarinfish)
Lineage: Eukaryota; Metazoa; Chordata; Actinopteri; Syngnathiformes; Callionymidae
Gene: pfdn5
Product: prefoldin 5
Exons: 6
Coding region: 89-547 (152 amino acids)
Biological process (GO): regulation of DNA-templated transcription; protein folding
Cellular component (GO): cytoplasm; prefoldin complex
Source: RefSeq, a predicted model, not a curated record